Messenger RNA from Nannospalax galili (Upper Galilee mountains blind mole rat), 3108 nucleotides. RefSeq names its product sulfite oxidase (gene Suox). The transcript has 4 exons. The record is from RefSeq and is a predicted model, not a curated record. Gene Ontology annotation, molecular function: heme binding; oxidoreductase activity; molybdenum ion binding. Lineage: Eukaryota; Metazoa; Chordata; Mammalia; Rodentia; Spalacidae. Gene Ontology annotation, cellular component: mitochondrion. Bases 894 to 2633 code for a protein of 579 amino acids.
UCUCCAACCCAUUUUUGUUUUUAACAAUUGUUAGGGAGGACAACACUCAGGUUGGAAACCUUUCCGUUUCCAAAAACUUUAAAGCCCAAAUCAACUUUUCAUUAUUUCCCCUUUCCUUCUUAGUACAUUUCUUACCUCAGGGUCACUGAUUCCUGCCAGAAGUUCUGCUUGACUAAAAGGGAAGAAAAAUCUUCCAAAUUAGUAAGAUUGUAACUCAACUUCUGAUCUCUAGAGGGCAGUCUAUAAAUAUGUUUGCUCCUGGUACAGGGAUUAAAUUUGACAAAAUUUCAGUUCCACAAAAACAGUAAAGAGUAAUUUAUUAUAUUAGUACCCCUCACUUUAAUACACAAAACCAUAUAUUCACACCUUUGAAUGUUAAACCUGUUGCUCUUUUUAAGUGGAUUUUUUUAAUCUAUGCAAACUUUAAAAGACAGUUUUCAGCGUUGUUGGUUCCACAUUUUAGAAAUUCAGCUAAUCCAAGGACUCUCCAAAUCUGGAGCAACUAUUUAGGUGUCGUUUCUGCUGCCAUUCCUGGGUAUAAGAGAACGGGAUGACUGACCUUGCUUUCCCUAAAAGACAAGCAGGACUACUGUAGUUGCAACAUAGGCGCUUGUCAAAUAACAGCUGAGACUUGGUGCCGCCCGGAUCUGGAGGCCUCCUCCGGGAACUCGCUUCUGCCAUCCACCUCGGGGCGUCGUCAGCUCCCACUGCUUGGGUUCCGGACAUCUGUGAGGGUCCUACCUUCCCGGCUAUAACAGCCGCUGUCCCGCCGGGGGAAGGGGGGGGCGCUGGUGGUGCCCCGCCUCCCCUGUCGGUCACUGCAGCUGCCGCCAUGGAGGGGCCAAUGGCUGCACUGGGUGAGGGGCUGAGGCUUCCUAAGCUGCUCACGUCACAUGCUGCCAGCCCCGCCCCGGCCUUGCCUAGUACUUCGAGCCCAGCGGGUAAAAUUGCUCAAAUUGCUCAGCUGCGGACACCCAGCCAGGUCUUCCACAAUGCUGCUGCUGCUGCAGAGAACUGUGGUCAUGGGACUUCGGCAGUCUGUCAGACUUAAGUCAACUUCCUCAAGGCUCUGUAUUCAAGCAUGCUCCACAAAUGAUUCAUAUACGCCCCAGCACUCCAGCCUCACCUUCUCCAAUGAUAAUUCAAGCUCUGGGCGAUGGAGAGUCAUGGGGACCCUGCUAGGCCUCGGUACAGUGUUGGCAUAUCAUGACCAUCGGUGUAGGGCUGCUCAGGAAUCACCACAUAUGUACACUAAGGAGGAUGUGAGUUCCCACAACAACCCUGAGACUGGAAUCUGGGUAACCCUAGGUUCUGAGGUCUUUGAUGUCACAGAAUUUGUGGGCCUACACCCAGGAGGACCAUCAAAACUGAUGUUAGCAGCUGGUGGUCCCCUAGAACCCUUCUGGGCCCUCUAUGCAGUUCAUAAUCAGUCUCAUGUGCGUGAAUUAUUGGCUCAGUACAAGAUUGGGGAACUGAACCCUGAAGAUAACAUGUACCCCACCUUGGAGACCUCUGACCCUUAUGCUAAUGAUCCUGUGCGCCACCCAGCCCUGAAGAUUAACAGCCAGCGCCCCUUUAAUGCAGAGCCUCCCCCUGAGCUGCUUACAGAAACCUACAUCACACCCAACCCCAUCUUCUUCACCCGGAACCAUCUGCCUGUACCUAACCUGGACCCAGAUACCUAUCGCUUGCAUGUAGUAGGGGCACCUGGAGGUCAGUCGCUGUCCCUGUCCCUGAAUGAAUUGUAUAAGUUUCCUAAACAUGAGAUCACUGUCACUGUGCAGUGUGCCGGCAACCGGCGUUCUGAGAUGACUCAGGUCAAGGAAGUAAAAGGUCUGGAGUGGAGGACAGGGGCCAUCAGCACUGCACGCUGGGCUGGGGCACGGCUCUGUGAUGUUUUAGCCCAGGCUGGUCACCAACGCUGUGAAACUGAGGCCCAUGUCUGUUUUGAGGGACUGGACUCAGACCCCACUGGCACUGCCUAUGGAGCAUCCAUCCCUCUGGCUCGGGCCAUGGAUCCUGAGGCUGAGGUCCUCUUGGCAUAUGAGAUGAAUGGGCAGCCUCUGCCUCGUGACCAUGGCUUCCCUGUACGGGUGGUGGUUCCUGGUGUGGUAGGUGCCCGCAAUGUCAAAUGGCUAGGCAGAGUAAGUGUGGAGUCAGAGGAAAGUUAUAGUCACUGGCAACGGCGAGAUUACAAAGGCUUCUCUCCAUCUGUGGAUUGGAACACUGUGGACUUUGAUUCAGCUCCAUCUAUUCAGGAACUACCUAUCCAGUCAGCCAUCACACAGCCUCAGGACGGGGAGACUAUAGAGUCAGGAGAAGUGACUAUCAAGGGCUAUGCAUGGAGUGGUGGUGGUAGGGCUGUGAUUCGGGUGGAUGUGUCUUUGGAUGGGGGACUAACGUGGCAGGAAGCUGAGCUAGAUGAAGAGGAACAGCGCCCCAGGAAGGCCUGGGCCUGGCGAUUAUGGCAGCUGCAAGCCCAUGUGCCACCUGGACAAAAGGAAUUGACCAUCAUUUGUAAAGCUGUGGAUGACAGCUACAACGUGCAGCCAGACACUGUGGCUCCCAUCUGGAACUUGCGAGGUGUGCUCAGCAAUGCCUGGCACCGUGUCCAUGUUCAUGUAGUCCCAUGAAACCAUGAAAUGGAGCCAUCUACACCUGAAGGUCCACCUCAACCCCUUUUCCUACCCAUCCUUAAACUUUACUGCGUCAGAAAAACUUUGGCUUCCUCUUCUUGGAUUUUACCUUGUACUGUGACUUCCUAAGCCAGACCCAGGAACACACAUUGCACAUUUCCACCAAGAGCCCACUCUCCUUUGAUACUAUUUACAUACCUCCUGUGCCAGGAGGGAAGCUAUUGGAGCAAGAGACUAGAGGUGAGAAAGUAGUUCUGAAGACAACUAAUUUCUCAUCCCGCUAUGCCUAUUCUUCCAUCUUCCAUCGUGGCCUUAUUUUGUAUUUCUUGAAUUCUUCAGCAAAUGUCUGGUGUAUCUAAGAAGUACACAUUACUACUUUCUAUUGCUUCUGGGUUGCAAGGGGGUUCGGUUCCUCUUAUAGCUCUACUUUUCUAAAUAUACCAAUAAAGUGUCUGUUUAUGACUGGAGGGCC